This is a messenger RNA of Patella vulgata (common limpet), 1397 nucleotides long. Its product is annotated as alanyl-tRNA editing protein Aarsd1-B. Gene Ontology annotation, molecular function: ATP binding; alanine-tRNA ligase activity; nucleic acid binding. Lineage: Eukaryota; Metazoa; Mollusca; Gastropoda; Patellidae. The transcript is spliced from 13 exons. The coding region runs from base 135 to 1361 and encodes 408 amino acids. Gene Ontology annotation, biological process: regulation of translational fidelity; alanyl-tRNA aminoacylation. The record is from RefSeq and is a predicted model, not a curated record.
UCCAAGCAAGUAACAUUACCUACAAAAAAUCUCUACCGAAUAGGCUUGUUUGGCACUAUCACAAAGUCAAUUAAAAUCAUAAUUUAUGCCUGGAAAGUUACCAACAGCACGGAGGUGAACAGGAAAUAACUCUGAUGGCACUAGCAUGUCAGAAAAACAGUUACUUGACACAGCUGUCAAGUAAAGUCGUAAGCUGUGAACCUAAACAGUGUCAGUUGGUCUUAAAUGGAAAGAAAAGUAAAAUUAAUGGUUUUGAAUUAAUCUUAGAAGAUACAGUUCUCUUUCCUGAAGGAGGUGGUCAACCAGAUGAUAGAGGAACUAUUGAAGAUAUCCCUGUGUUAAGAGUGACACGAAGGGGAGAUAAGGCUGUUCAUUUUGUUGAGAAACCAGUUGAUGCAGGAAAAGAGGUUUCCAUGACAGUUGAUUGGCAGAGAAGAUUCGAUCACAUGCAGCAACACACUGGUCAGCAUCUGAUCUCUGCUUUAGCUGAAUCUAGAUUUGGUUAUGCUACUACAUCAUGGAAUUUAGGCGAUGGUAAUAAAUCUUUUAUUGAACUAAACACACCAACCAUGACAGAUGAAGAAAUUACAGAAUUAGAGAAAGAAUGUAAUGAUAAAAUAAGAGAGGGUUUAACAGUUAAACCUAAACUGUUUUAUGAUAAAGAUGAUCCAGAAUGGAAAAAGGCGUCAUGUCGAGGUUUACCAGAUGAUCAUGUAGGACCUAUUCGUGUUUUAAAUAUUGAAGGCGUCGAUUCUAAUUUAUGUUGUGGAACCCAUGUUUCUUCGCUAGCACAUUUGCAGGCUAUAAAGUUAUUAGGUGUAGAUAAAGGUAAAAAGGGCAAGGUGAAUCUCCUGUUUGUGGUUGGUCAAAGAUUACUUGAUUAUUUUGGUAAAUGUUAUGCAGUGGAGAAAGGGUUAACAAAUGUUUUAAGUGGUCCAUUAGAAAAACAAGUAGAAUUAGCUGAUAAAGCUGUCAAAAAUCAGAAAGCCUCUCAGAAGUUGGCACUAACACUUCUAAGAGACAUGGCGGUUAUGGAGGCUAAAAUGUUUAAAUUAAAUCCAGAAAAACAGCCUUUGUUCAGUCAUCACAGAAAAGAAGGAGAUGGUGAAUAUAUGAAUAUCAUAGCCACUGAAAUAGGAGAUGUUGCUCCAUGUUUUUUGACAACUGGUGAUGAAAAAGGAUCAGGAAUGUUUUUAUUAUGUGGUUCACAAGAUUUACUGGAUAAAGCUGGAAAUCAAGUAAUGGAUAUAUUAGAAGCCAAGGGUGCAUGUAGUGGUGGAAGAUACAGAGGGAAGGCCAAUAAAUUAGCUAAUAAACCUAAAGCUGAACAACUUUUAUUAGAUUUAAUAGCAGAAUUGUGAUGUAAAUGUUUUAAUAUUAAAAUAGAUAUUUCUAGA